Lactuca saligna is the source of this 1254-nucleotide messenger RNA. The record is from the annotation of a GenBank genome assembly. NCBI's taxonomy places the organism in Eukaryota, Viridiplantae, Streptophyta, Magnoliopsida, Asterales, Asteraceae.
AUGGAUGCAAACAAUGGGAUUUAUCCUAUUGCAUGGGCAGUAGUAUGUGUGGAGAAUAAGGAAAAUUGGAGGUGGUUUUUGGAUUUACUCAUUGAUGACUUAGGAAUUAAUUUGGGCUAUGGAUACAGUGUAAUAUCUGAUCAACACAAGAAGGCAUGUAAAGCAACAACAGAGGUAGAUUUUAAGGUUGCCAUGAAAGAGCUUGAAGUGCUAGACCCAAGUGCUCAUCAGUAUCUGAUGGAUAAAGACCCCAAAACAUGGUCAAGGGACUACUUCCAACCAGGAAGAUGUUGUGAUGCUGUGAAGAAUGGAAUGUCAGAAAGUUUUAAUGUUGUGAUUGUUGAUGCUAGGAAGAAACCAAUUAUCACCAUGCUAGAGGAGUUGAGGAUGUAUAUGAUGGAGAGGGUGUUCAAGAAGAAAUGCAAGGAUGCUUAUGAAGUGGAUCUUGAAGAAAGAACUUGCUCAUGCAGGCUUUGGCAGCUUAAUGGAAUCGGUUGUGUACAUUCUGUUGCAGCUAUUAGUUUUAUGAAUAGGGAUGUAGAGUCAUAUGUGGACAAAAAAUUUAGUAGCAACACUUAUAUGAAGGCAUACAAGUUUAGGCUAGCACCUAUGAAUGGAAGUAAUUUGUGGCCUACAACUGAUUACACCCCACCUUUACCUCCUGUUCGUAGAGCUAUGUCUGGGAGACCUGCAACUAAAAGGAAAAGGGAUGCAACAGAAACCCCAAACCAGUCAAGUAAAAAAUCAAAGACAACUACCCAAACACAAAACAAAGGUAAGGAGCAGGUGAAGGUAUCCAAGGCUGGGAAAAAACAAAAAUGUAGCCUUUGUAAGAUUGAAGGACACAACAAAAGAGCUUGUACUUUAACAAGGCCUCCUAAAAGGAAAGUUAAAAGAAAAACCAAACAAGGUGUAGCUGAAGCUCUCAAUGAGGAUGAUGAAGGUAAUCAAUCUAAGGCAUUCAAUGAUGGAGGAGCAGUAAAUGAUGGUGGAGAAGCAUUCAAUGAGAUGCAUGUGCAACAAAACUAUGAUGAGGUGGAACUCACACCUUUGGAGUUUGAUGUAUCAGCUAAUGGAGAACCUAGUCAGGUUCAUGUGCAAGAACAGGAGGCUAGAGAAACACCACUUGCAACCCUGUUGAAGAAAAUCAAGAGGAAGAAAUCUGAAAGGAUUAUCAAGUUGAAACUGGGCAAGAAAGUUGGUGGUGCAGAUGCACCUGUGAAUUCAGAAGCUAAACUUGUUACUCUAGAAUAA